UCUGAGCACACCGGAAGAACAGAAAGCCUUGAGCUCCAACACCAACCUCCCUCAUGAUAGAGCCUCUAUCCACAACACCUUGUUCAUGCGGGCCUGCUGCAUUGGUAGACAGCGCCAGUGGCCAUUGCUGAUUGACCCCGAUGACCAGGUUGUGACCUGGGUCAAACUGCUGCAGGAGAAGGGUGUGGUUAGCUUCCAUGAGGGAAUGGCUCUUGAAGAAGGAAGUGAAACACCUGCUCUAUCCAUAGCCAACGUAAAUGAACUUGAUGAUUUGGAUGAUAGUUUGAGUAGAGAAACACCAACCACCAAACCCACCAGCCGAGGGACGUCAAUGGAUGAUUGGGAUAUUGCUACAGAUUACCCAGAAACACCCAGGACAUUGACCAGCGUUGGCGGAGACACCCAGUACAACAUGAGACAUUCUUUCAACUUUCAGAGUGACGGAGACUAUGACCUCAGUGCCUCCAAUACCUUCCAAGAUGAUUCCUUUCUCCUAGAAUCCUUACCAGAGGAUGACGCUGAUGUUCAGAAGCCUGCUGAUAACCUCUGGAUCAUCUCUGCUGAUAAUCCUUCCUUGGAGAUUCGACUGAUCCAGGCUAUGCUGCUUGGUGUAGCUGUAGUGGUCAGUCAUCUAGAACGUAAAGCCUUGGGAGGCAGGCUGGUUGAGCUGCUCCGACGUAAUGUCAAAUAUGGAAAGGAAGGAGAGAGGAGGAUAUUGAUUGGAGGCCGAGAGUACGGUUACCGGCCAAGCUUUUGCCUGUAUUUAUGCUCAUCAGUUCCACUAGAGUUAACUGGCUCCGGGUUUGCACCUUUACCUAUUGAGGAUACCUCAGUCAUCGACCUAUCAAUCAGUCCUCAGGGACUGACGGACCGGCUCCUUAAGCAUAUCAUGCUGAUAGAACGACCUGAAUUCCAUGGGCAGUGGCGAUCAAUAGAGGGCGACAUUCACAACCAGGAGGCAACGCUACAACAGGCUGAGGAGGACAUUUUAAACAAAACACUGGGGCUGCCUCAUAGCAUACUGGAUGAGCCAACCAUGACAGAUGCAAUCAGUCAUUAUCAACAAUGUACGUUAACCACUGACGCAAGCCUACACCAGACUCACACACUGGCAGCUCAACUCCGCCAGAAGCAAGAGCCCUACCUCCCUGUUGCUGAACACGGUACCUUGCUGUACUCAGUCAUCAAACGUAUGUCCAAUCUCCACCCACUCUACUACGUGCCUAUGGCUACGUUUGUGCGUUGGUUCCAAUCCACUGUGACUUCACGUCAGAAGAACCGGGCUGACAUCAGUUCAGCCGCAGCUAGGGCAGUUGAACUGACCAAUGUCAUCAUGCUAGACAUCCAGGCUAGAGUAUCAUUGGGAAUGUUUCAACCACACACCCAACUCUUUGCAUUCCUAGUGGCUGUAGAGAAAAUGCGAGCAGCCAAGGCUAUGACUGAGGAGGAGUGGUUGAUGUUUGUGGGUGGGGCAAACAUAACCAAUCAAACAGCACCAGAAAGGGACAUCAACCUGCCUGACUGGAUAACCCAAAAGAUUUGGUCUAGCUGUAGCCAGUUAGAGAAGGAAUUCCCCGCCUUUCAUGGUCUCACUCGGUCUGUACUCAACCACAGCCAUCAAUGGAAGGAAUACUUUGAGCAUGACCCAGUCCUGUUGGCUCCUAUUCCUGGGACUAGCCUGGCCAAUCUCACCUUCACGCAGAAAGCUUUGCUCUGGAGGGUUGUCAGACCAGACAAGAUGUUCAGCGUAUGCAGAGAUCUGACUAUCUACCAGCUGGGCUCCUACAUUGCUCGUCCAUCUUUUUGUAAUGUGGAGGAUGUCUUGAACCACUGUGAUCAACAUACACCUGUUGUGUUUGUUCUUCCUGCUGGCUACUCUGUGGAUGGAGCUAUCAACAGUGGCUGUGAAGGACACACUGAUACUCACCCGAUCACUAAGCUAACUGGUUAUUGCCGGCAGCAGAAACCAGAGCGCACUUUGCACACCGUGUCCCUUGGCACACAGGGACAGAUUCAGAAGGUUCUACUUGCCUUGGAGGAGUGUUCUGAGACAGGAAUCUGGCUAGUGAUUGAUAACUUUGACUUGAUGGAUGAUGAAGGACAAGAAAUUCUGAAUUUCAUUCAGAAAAUGGUUUCCUCCGGGAAGGAAGCACCGUCUGUCCCAUCUGCACCAUCCAGGCCACAGACUAAGCAGUCCAGUAAGAGCUUAGCAUCUAGGAGUGGCAGUGAAGCCCAGGCCAUUCCCAGUCCGGAGGAGGAACCUAAGUCUGGCAUACACACCGAGUUCAGGCUGUUCCUAAUCACGAGGGCAGACAGUCGUUACCCAAUGCCAGGUUUGAUCUUACAACAUGGCAUCAAAGUGACCUGUGAAGUCACAGCUAACCUACGGGAAUCCUUGCGUCAUGCUUUCAAUGACGGCAUGAGAGCUCUUGAAGCAAGCAAACUCAUGGUCACAUCAACCACUGCCAAGAUCACCAAUGAGAUGGUGUUCUGCAUUUCCUUGCUACACGUGGCGUUGUCACAGAGACGGCGAUUCAACCAGAUUGGAUUUAGCAAGGAUUACCAUUGGUCUCACAAUGAUCUUCUUAUAGCCUUGGAUAUGCUGAGGAUACAGCAACAACCAAUUAAUAUCUAUGAAGGUCUGAGUCACCUUCAGGAGUUACUGAGCAGUGUGGUCUAUGGAGGCUGUGUUGAUGAAGAGGAAGACCUUAGAGUUGUCCAAGCCAUGGUUCACAGUCUGGUCCUGAACUGGCAAGAUGUGGAGCAAAUGCCAGCAUCCAUGGGAGCAGCCUCUCUCAUAGCCUCCUUACUACCAGCCAGUCAGAGCCAGGGGCGUCACAGUCGCACUAGCAGCGGAACCCAGGCCAGGAGACUACAGCGUGUGUUUGAUACCAUGAAGAAUGAGGUACAGCCUGCCCAGCUUGGUCUGAUGAGUGACACUCCAGGAAUGAUGGAGAUCAGAGAAGGCAGGUAUAUUUCUAGUGCCUUACAGACCUUAGAGAGAUGCAUCAUACAGAAAGUUCCAUAUUCCUGGCAGUCAACUGUUUCCCUUCUUCAGUCUAUCAAGCGUGACCUGGAGGACCUUCCACCCUUUGAUCAACCUGCAACUGAGAGCCUCAGCUACCUUGAAACCUUCCUAAGCUCUGAGAUCAAUCUUUGGAAAAAGACGAUCACAGCCAUCCAAUCAGAAGUCGGCUCACUGCUGCAAUCGGCACAAGGCAUCAUUGCCCUACCCCCGGUGGUAGAAGACACACUAUUGGCUUUGAGUCAGGAUACUGUGCCCAAGUCUUGGCUGCCUCCAGGACACCCAAAGUGCACCGGGGUGUUGAAGUGGGUAGAUAGGUUGAAAAGCCAGGCAUUGCAGCUGGAGAGGUACCUGUGGGAAGGAGACAGGGCUGUUUGCUUUAAUUUGGCCAUGUUCGCAAACCCCAGGAUGUUCUUACGAAGUGUGUUACAAGAACAUGCAAGGAAGGAAUUCAUUGAAGUCCAUAGACUCAUCAUAGAGACACAGGUGAUGACUCUAGACGAGCCUCCAACCACACCUCCAGCUAAAGGUGUUUACAUCACAGGUCUCCUACUCCACAAUGCUGAUUGGGACACCAAACGUCACCUCACCAUUCUCCCUCACCCUCCUGACCCGUCUGUGACCUUCACUCAUAUCCCCUCCCCCCUUCCAAUCAUCUGGUUCAAGCCGACUGUUAAAUCUCUGGCAUCUGAUGUUAAUGAGGAUAAUUUAACCAGAAGUCCAGGGAGCUACAGGUGUCCAGUCUACAUGCAGGGGUCAGAGGUCACCAUGCUGAGCACACAUGUCCUCUUGGCCUUUGUGGAGUUGCCGUCAACACUGGAGGAGAGCGUAUGGGAACAGAAGAGAAUUUUCAUCACUCCUUCCUAGUGCUGGGAGCAGACUGUGUCAUCUGGUUUAUUUUUUUAUUCAAUGGUACAACAGAUUUUAUUCCAGUGUUAUGUGUAUUUGUUACCUGCAAAAAGGGUUUAUCCAGAAUUGUAUGCUAGAAAGUUUGGAAGUGUACUGCAAUACUAUGACUAUGAGUGCCUUGAUAUUCAGAUAUUUUGUCUAAAGAUUAUUUGCUUGGAGGUUUGUUUUAAUCAGAAUAGAGACAGUGAAACAUGUUUUGUUUUAGAAGUUUAGGCAUGGCAAAUAUACAAAAUACUAUAGGGUAUAAUUAACAAGUUUUAAUUUGAACUUAAAUAUGACAUAUGUUUCCUUUUUUAUUGGUUUGCCUUCAUGAUUAAAAACAUAUCUUGUCAAUUGACUUGCGUAGUAUAGUUAAAGACACAUUUUUGCAUUUAUCAUUGCCAGUGAUAAAAGUCCGUCCAGUCAAAAAAUGUUAUGCAAGUUGAGGAAAAAUUAGGUGACUGUUCAUUGUUUACUUACAUUAUGUAAUAAAAUAGUCCCUGUUAAAAUAGCGCCCCCUACGGGAAGUUGCAGCAGUCAUUUUGUGUAUAAAUGGUACUGUUACCUGUGUGUGCAUCAUCAUUAACGAGAAGUUACUUGAAGUGUUGCGUUGUUCAAAAAAAAAUGUCCCAUGAGUUUGGGCGUUUUCUAUUAAUAAUAUCUUUAUUGUAAAUAUUUUCUCGGUUUAAUGGUCCGUCCAAAACGAAAGUCCCAAAUGCCUUGAAUUCUUUCCUGUCAUUCCAUUGCACACUCAGACGUGUUAAUAAACUUGGUUGAAGUUGAAUAAACGAUUUUUGCACUAAACAGA
Acanthaster planci (crown-of-thorns starfish) is the source of this 4721-nucleotide messenger RNA. Its product is annotated as dynein heavy chain domain-containing protein 1-like. Gene Ontology annotation, biological process: microtubule-based movement. The record is from RefSeq and is a predicted model, not a curated record. Gene Ontology annotation, molecular function: ATP binding; dynein light intermediate chain binding; dynein intermediate chain binding. Gene Ontology annotation, cellular component: dynein complex. Lineage: Eukaryota; Metazoa; Echinodermata; Asteroidea; Valvatida; Acanthasteridae.